AUUGCUUACUUAAUCUCAUGGGCAAUGCAAACUCAUCCUCAAAAAAUUCACGAAAAACGCCAUCUGAAAACGAACAAAUCUCACAGAUAAUCAAAGCGACAUCUCACCAUGCAACCAAUGGCAAUCUCAAAAAUGUCCCUCGAUUUCUGAAACCUUUGGCCAAAACCGAGAAAACAGUACAAAGACAUUUGACGAAAAAAAGAAAUAGAAAAAACAGUAAAUUGAAGCACAUCGCGCAAUUAAUGCCCCCCACUCCAAUCAUAACAAAAGACAUGUCAGUCACGCCAGUUAGUGAUAUAUAUCCCACAAGCUAUAAACAAAAGUGGAUUUAUGAAAGACAUUUCUCCACAAUGGAGGAUGUUGAUAGAGAUCGGCUACUUCCAACAGAUAGCCCUGAGCUUGAACGAAACCGAAUUCAAUCAUACAUAUUCAAUUGGGCAUUUUCGGGAAACCUACUAGCUCCUGUAGAAAAUGAACUUAUCAAAGGGGGUGUAAAAGUUAUUGACAUUGGAUGUGGAAUAGGUUCAUGGGUCGUCGAUAUGGCACUUGCUUAUCCAAAGUCCCAAUACGUGGGGAUAGACCAUUGUGAUAUUUUCUUGGCAGACAUUGAACUUCCUAUAGACACAAAGCAUAAUCAAGAUCAAGUCGUAAAUCCAACUCACCUUCCACAAUUGUCUCUAGAAUCAAAAUCAGAAGAUGAGAACGAUGAGUUAGUUGAAGACCCAAGCGACUUUCAUUCCGAAGUUUUGAGCCCAAAAUCAUCCCAGGAAAUGUGUGAUACUCCUCACGAAGGGAAUGUCAUAUUCCAGGUGUCUGAUGUCCUUGAGGGGCUAUAUUACCCAGAUAAUACCUUUACUCUUGUAAAUGUACGACAAAAGUCCCUCGUUUUCACUAACAACCAAUGGGAAAAAGUCAUGACAGAGCUUCUUAGAGUAACGAAACCCGGUGGUUACAUUCAAAUACUUGAAAGUGAAAUUAACCUUAAAAUUGACAAUCCUUCAUAUAUCGUCAAAGAAGGCAAGAGAGUCUACUAUCCUUUGCUCUUCCGUACAGUAAUCCAUAAAUUGGUACUUCGAGGCUUCAAUAUUGAUAUCAGCUCAUAUUUAAACCAACUCUUGGAUUGUGCAGGGUUUAUCGACAUUGGCACCCGCUAUGUAUCUAUCCCAAUCGGAAGUUGGGGGUUUGAGAUAGGCAUUAUUAAUACUUUUAUUUUAUUGUCAGGAACGUUGUGGAAACAGAACCUCGCGUCUUUGGUCGAGUCACUCAAACCAAGUAUAUUACCCGGAAUAGAAUGUACUGAAGCUGAAUGGGACCUUGAGUGGAAAACAGCUCUUCAGAAGAUGGAAGAUGAAAUGAAAUUUACAAACAUACAUGUUGCCUGGGCUCGUAAACCUUUGGAAAAUGAAGAAAAGUCUCCACAUUGGGAAAAUUGUGAUAUAUUGAACACACGUUUAUCCUAUCUACCUGAAGUAUACAAAACAUCUUAUGCUAAGCCCGGUCCGGAAAAUAUAAUUACGCUUGAAUCUGACAAGAUCUCAACUGAGGUUACCGAUACACUUUUAGGAGAUGUACCGAGUUCUCUGGCUUGA
Molecule: messenger RNA, 1589 nt
Organism: Phycomyces blakesleeanus NRRL 1555(-)
Lineage: Eukaryota; Fungi; Mucoromycota; Mucoromycetes; Mucorales; Phycomycetaceae
Exons: 7
Coding region: 18-1589 (523 amino acids)
Molecular function (GO): S-adenosylmethionine-dependent methyltransferase activity
Source: RefSeq, a predicted model, not a curated record